Labrus mixtus (cuckoo wrasse) is the source of this 1077-nucleotide messenger RNA. RefSeq names its product galactose-specific lectin nattectin-like. NCBI's taxonomy places the organism in Eukaryota, Metazoa, Chordata, Actinopteri, Labriformes, Labridae. Bases 165 to 800 code for a protein of 211 amino acids. Gene Ontology annotation, molecular function: signaling receptor activity. The transcript has 8 exons. The record is from RefSeq and is a predicted model, not a curated record.
AAAACUUGUCGUAAGCCUGUGUUCACUUCCUUGUUUUUGGAGAUGCUGAGAUAAAAAGUUGUAUUUAAGAGCUGCUGCUGCUCUUGUGAAGUAUCCACACUCGGACAGACUGAAGCUACGCUGAGACACGAGACGAGAAGCAUCAUCUCAUCAUCGACGUCACGAUGAAGCUCCUGGCUCUCUGCGCUCUCCUCUGUGCCAUGGUGGCUCUGAGCAGCGCUGAAGCUGCUGCAGAGCCGGAACCUGAGAACGCAAAAUCAGGAGAGGUCGAUGUUGACAAGAGGACGUGCUGGUGGAAGCGUCCUUGUUGGACGAGGACCGGUCGCAGGUGGAAGCGUCCUUGUUGGACUAAGAUCGUUCACAGGUGGAAGCGUCCUUGUUGGACUAAGAUCGGUCACAAGUGUAAGCGUCCUAGUUGGACUAAGAUCGGUUGCCGCUAUUUCUUCUACGUUCGACAACCUCUGACUUGGCAUCAGGCCGAGAGGAACUGCCGCCGCCUCGGUGGACACCUGGCAUCUGUGCAUUCAAGACGGCAGUAUCUUAAAAUCAGAGCGCUGAUAAAAAAAAGCUCUAGGGGGAGUCCAGCGACUUGGAUUGGAGGCAAUGAUCGGUGUCGGGAGGGUCAUUGGCGCUGGAGUGAUGGUUCCCGCCUCAACUACAAAAACUGGUGCUGUGGAGAACCAAACAAUGCUGGAAACCAGGACUGCUUGCAGAUGAAUUUCUCCCGUCGCAAAUGCUGGGAUGAUGCCCAGUGUUGGCUUAAGCGUCCCUCCGUCUGUGUCAGAAACAGGAGACGGUGAUUUCUGGUCCGAUUCGAAAGGCAUGAAGAACCUGGAACGCUCUAAAUCUCUUUUAUUCUCUCUCUCUAUCUAUUGCUGUAACGCUAAAGGAAAGAUGCGACACGUGACGACAACAGGAGCUGGAUCGUCUCUGAGGCCUUGUGCCCGUAAUAAGAUCAGACUGAAUGUGUAAUGGAAAGGAUGCUUUAAGCACAUCUUCAUUUUUUCUUUUAAAUUAACCUUUUUCUUUCUUUUCUUAUGCAAAAUAAAAAAAGCUUUGAGCAUUGAAAAAAAAAAA